Messenger RNA from Malassezia vespertilionis, 678 nucleotides. RefSeq lists its product as uncharacterized. Gene Ontology annotation, biological process: transcription initiation at RNA polymerase III promoter. NCBI's taxonomy places the organism in Eukaryota, Fungi, Basidiomycota, Malasseziomycetes, Malasseziales, Malasseziaceae. The record is from RefSeq and is a predicted model, not a curated record. Gene Ontology annotation, molecular function: nucleotide binding. The transcript is spliced from 2 exons. Gene Ontology annotation, cellular component: RNA polymerase III complex. The coding region runs from base 1 to 678 and encodes 225 amino acids.
AUGCGCGUUGUGCAGAAGCGUGCGGCGCUCUUGUCCGACUUUGAAGUAUAUACACUCUUGCGCGAAGCCGAGCAGAAACAGCGCGCAGAUUCGAGUGCGCGGCGUAGUGACCGCGCGGGCGACUGGACGGAAGAGACAAUUCCACCGAAUGUGCGGACGGUGCAGUUCGAGACGAUCGCCUCGCUUUCGCAGCAAUACCGUCCAUGCAGGACGCAGAGUGUUGAAGCGAUCCGUGGGUUUUUGGAUACAUUGGCGGAGCAAGGGUUUGUCCCGCCGGAUGCGCGCAUCCUGCGUGGCGAACGCGGCUUGACCAAGGGGGAACGACUCCAGCUAGUCAAUCACGCGCCGACGAGCGUCGUGGAGCUACAUACCCUUGUUGAGGAGUUGGGAGAGCGAUUCAGCGACGCACAAAUUGAGCAGAUCUUGGCGCUGGUACGCCACUAUUUCCCACCGCCCGCGCCAACCUCAAACUUCGUAGCCAAGCAGGACGGCGUACAGGACAACGUGCAGGACGGCGUGCAGGACACACUUAUACAAGACACAGCGAUACCCGCCCAAACUGCACCUCUGGACGAAACGCAGGCAUACAUGGACGAGGAUGCAUUCCCGGAGGAACAUUUUGAGCACGAGGCGCCGGGCGCGGCGCAGGACGAUGGUGAGGAGCACGAGGAUAUAUAG